Molecule: messenger RNA, 339 nt
Organism: Staurois parvus
Lineage: Eukaryota; Metazoa; Chordata; Amphibia; Anura; Ranidae
Source: the annotation of a GenBank genome assembly
AUGGGGCCCCCGGGCAAUAGGGGAUCGUGGGGCCCCCAUGUUCUUGCCCACACCCAAAAAAGCCUAUAAAAAGUGAUCGCCCUGACAUGCCUUCCAAGAGCCACUCAUCCACACCAACGCCAGUGAAGAAGCAGAACGGCCCAGUGACCUUGUGUGCCGAUGCCAUCUUGGCACACAAACUACAUGGGGCCCCGGGCAAUAGGGGAUCAUGGGGCCCUUGUGUCCUUGCCCAAACUCAAAAAAGCCUAUGAAAAAGGUACCAGGGGCAUCUCAUGGGGCCCCCUACUGACCCCGGGCCCUCGGGCAGUGCCCAAGUUUCCAAAAGGCCAGUCCGCCCCU